Talpa occidentalis (Iberian mole) is the source of this 3597-nucleotide messenger RNA. It is a transcript of the gene IGHMBP2, whose product is annotated as immunoglobulin mu DNA binding protein 2. NCBI's taxonomy places the organism in Eukaryota, Metazoa, Chordata, Mammalia, Eulipotyphla, Talpidae. Gene Ontology annotation, molecular function: RNA binding; DNA binding; ATP binding. The coding region runs from base 52 to 3012 and encodes 986 amino acids. The record is from RefSeq and is a predicted model, not a curated record. The transcript has 15 exons.
CGCGCGGGGCAGCUGGGCCGCGGCGUCUUUGGGCCUAGGCCGGCGGCAGCGAUGGCCUCGGCCACCGUGGAGAGCUUCGUGGCCAAACAGUUGGACCUGCUGGAGCUCGAGAGAGACGCCGAGGUCGAGGAGCGCAGGUCCUGGCAGGAGCACAUCUCCCUGAAAGAGCUGCAGAGCCGUGGGGUGUGUCUGCUGAAGCUGCAGGUGUCCAGCCAGAGGACCGGGCUGUACGGACGGCUGCUGGUCACCUUGGAGCCCCGGAGAUGUGCAGCAGCGACCCUGCUUCCCAGCAACAGCUUUACCCCCGGUGACAUAGUGGGCCUGUAUGAGGCGAACGAGGGCGGGCAGCUGGCCACCGGGAUCCUGACCCGGAUCACCCAGAAAUCGGUCACGGUGGCCUUCGACGAGACCCGGGACGUCCAGCUGAGCUCGGACCGAGAGAAUUCCUACCGACUGGUGAAACUUGCGAACGACGUCACUUACAAGCGUCUGAAAAGAGCCCUCGUCGCCCUCAGGAAGCACCAUUCUGGCCCCGCCUCCCCGCUGAUCGAGGUCCUCUUCGGGGGAUCGGCCCCCAGCCCGGCCAGGGACACUGGCCCCCUGACCUUCGCGAACACGUCCCUGGAUGCCUCCCAGCAGGAAGCAGUUUCCUUUGCGCUGUCCCAGAAAGAGCUGGCCAUCAUCCACGGCCCCCCCGGCACCGGGAAGACCACGACGGUGGUGGAGGUCAUCCAGCAGGUGGUGAAGCAGGGCCUCAAGGUUCUGUGCUGUGCACCCUCCAAUGUGGCCGUGGACAACCUGGUGGAGCGGCUGGCACGGAGCAAGCUGAGGCUCCUGCGCCUGGGCCACCCUGCCCGCCUGCUCGAGUCCACCCAGCAGCACUCGCUGGACGCUGUCCUGGCGCGGGGCGAUGGCGCCCGCAUCGUGGCUGACAUCAGGAAGGACAUCGACCAGGCCUUGGCGAGGAGCAGGAAGACCCAGGAUAAGGGGGAGAGAAGCAGCUUUCGAGAUGAAGUCCGGCAGCUGAGGAAGGAGCUGAAGGAGCGGGAGGAGGCGGCGACGCUGGAGAGCCUCCGCUCGGCCGACGUGGUCCUGGCCACCAACACAGGUGCGUCCCCGGACGGCCCCCUGAAGCUGCUGCCCGACGGCGCCUUCGACGUGGUGGUCAUUGACGAGUGUGGGCAGGCGCUGGAGGCCAGCUGCUGGAUCCCCCUGCUGAAGGCGGGGAAGUGCAUCCUGGCGGGUGACCACAAGCAGCUGCCCCCCACUAUUACCUCCCACAAGGCUGCGCAGGCGGGGCUGGCGCUCAGCCUGAUGGAGCGGCUGGCGGAGGAGCGGGGCCCCGGCGUGGUGUGCACGCUGACCGUGCAGUACCGCAUGCACCGCGCCAUCAUGCAGUGGGCCUCGGAGGCGCUGUACGGCGGGCAGCUCACAGCCCACCCUUCCGUGGCGGAGCACCUCCUGCGGGACCUCCCAGGAGUGGCUGACACGGAGGAGACGGGCACGCCCCUGCUGCUGGUGGACACGGCUGGCUGCGGGCUGUUCGAGAUGGACCAGGAGGACGAGCAGUCUAAGGGGAACCUUGGUGAAGUGCGCCUGGUCAGCCUGCAUGUCCAGGCCCUGGUGGACGCUGGGGUCCCGGCAAGGGACGUGGCCAUCAUCACGCCGUACAACCUCCAGGUGGACCUGCUCCGGCAGAGCCUCAGUCACAAGCACCCCGAGCUUGAGAUCAAGUCCGUUGAUGGCUUCCAAGGCCGAGAGAAGGAGGCCGUGAUUCUGUCCUUCGUCAGGUCCAACAGGAAAGGGGAGGUUGGCUUCCUGGCCGAGGACCGGCGCAUCAACGUGGCCGUGACCCGCGCUCGGCGCCACGUGGCCGUCGUCUGCGACUCCCGCACGGUGGGCAGCCACGCCUUCCUGAGGACCCUGCUGGACUACGUCGCGGAGCACGGCGAGGUGCGCACCGCCUUCGAGUACCUGGACGACCUCGUCCCGGAGAACUAUUCCCACGAGAGCACCCCGGGCCCCGGCCGAGCAGGCGCGAAGCCCGCGGGGCCCUCGAUGGCCAGGAAGCCCGCGGGCGGGCGGCGGCAGGCGGCCCCGGAGGCCCGAGCAGCUGCCAGGCCGGCCCAGGGGCGACCAGGCGGCAAGCAGCCCGGCCCGGAGGUCCCGCCGCAGCCUGGGCCCGGGGGCGCGGAGAGCAGCAGCGGCGGCGCAGCCCACUUCCGGGCCGUGCUGGAGGAGUUUGUGGGGAGCACGCGCGCGCAGCUGGAGUUCCCCGCGUCCCUGAGCGCCCGCGACAGGAUGCUGGUGCACCAGGCGGCCGAGGAGCUGGGGCUGCGGCACGACAGCGCCGGGGAGGGCAAGAGGAGGUUCAUCACCGUGACCAAGAGGGCCCCGGCCGCCCCGCCGCCCCCCGGCCCCGGCAGAGCCUCCCUCCCUCCCGCAGCCUCCAGCCUCUCCGCCAGCGAGCCCCCGCCCAGGGAGCCCCGCGGCCCGGAGCAGCCGGACCUGAAGGCCCCGCACCUGGAGCGGCUGCCGAGGGCCGGUGGCCAGCAGGAGCCUGCAGCCGAGAGGGCACUGCACGCCGCAGCCUCAGGGCCGCGCAAGGUGCCCGACAGGAAGAAGAAACGAGAAGUGAAAGGGCCGGCGCUCCUGGACCUGCCCGCCGAGGAGGACUUCGACGCCCUGGUCUCGGCCGCCGUGAAGGCGGAUAACACCUGCGGCUUUGCUAAGUGCUCGGCCAGCGUGGCCACCCUGGGCCAGCUCUGCCCGCACUGCGGCCGCCGCUACUGCCUCAGCCACCACCUGCCCGAGGUCCACGGCUGCGGGGAGAAGGCGCGUGCCCACGCCCGGCAGAGGCUCAGCCGGGAAGGAGUCCUCUACCCGGGUAGCGGCACCAAGGACCGGUCCCUGGACCCAGCCAAGCGGGCCCAGCUGCAGAGGAGGCUGGAUAAAAAGCUGGACGAACUGACCAGCCAGAGGAAGAGCAGACGGAAGGACAGGGAGAAGUGAGGGCCCGGGCCCCUGAGGACAGUGUGGCGGGCAGGCGGCCCACGGCCUCGCCGAGAGGGUCCUGUCCGCCGAGCCACCCCCCGUGACAGUGGACCCCAGCCCCGGCCCCCGCGGGGUGCUGCCGGUGCCGGGAGCCCUGUGUGCCCCGUCCCUGGAGACACGCCUGCGCACAGACUCCAUCGGGGGACCCCCCCACCCGGGCUGCCCGCUCUCAGCCCAUGGGGGCGGUGGCUCCCCACGGCCUCGGUCCUUCUGUCUCUUCCCGGGUGCUGCAGGGGCCGCCUGCUCCCAUGAGGCCCCGGGGCUCCUGGUGGUCCCAGCCCGUCCUGCACUGGGUCCUGGGCAGGUCCGGGGAGCUGUCCCCAUGUCCCGGGGACUGCGUGGCUACACCUCCCUCCGGCUGACCUCUGCCGCGGACCUUGCGUGAGAAAACCUUAGAGGAUGUGCCGUUUCGGCCUCGGGAUCGACUUGUGUAAAGGGAUAAAAUCUUUAAAAACCAAUUGAAAGUUUGCACACAGCCCGCAGCGAGUAGUUCCGUGUCUGAAGCGCGUUUUCUCCCUUCGUGACGGUGCCACCUUCCCCGGC